AUGUCGCCUCCACACGCGAAGAAGACAAUCUCAGCAGCCGCAGUCUUCAUGAAUCAAUACAAGAAGUCGAGAAAAGACGAUGCCACAUUACGAGGAAAGUCGAGCGGUUCUAGAGAUGAAGUGGAGGAUGCUGAUGGUACUACGUUGCUUAGUUUUAAGCAGGGAGUUACAGAACAGAGGCAGUCAGACAUGCCACUAGCUAUGCUAUCUCAAGAAAUCAGCAAUCAGUACCACGAGCAGCUCGAUGAAACUGCCUCACUCGAAAUCAAAAAGACGCUCGGGGACGCCCUAAAAACCGUCAACGAACGCACACUGCCAGCCACAAUUCCCAAUGGCAACCAGCAAAAUCUCAACACCUCCCCAUUUAUAUCCCCCACAUCAGCGAAGUAUGGCCGUCCAGUCACCAAGCUCCAUCCGCCUCCCAUCUCACAAUUCAUACUGAGCCUACGCCACACCACCAGCGAAGGAAGAGUUAUACGCUUCCAACAAACACUCGAAGAGCGGAUGCAGAACUACAAAAAGCUCGUCGUGGCGCAGAAGGAAGAGCUAGCAACAUUGCAAAAAGAAUGGGAGACAGUCGUGGGCGAGGUGUGGAAACUGGGCACUGUGUGUCUAGGAGAGGAAACUAUGAAGGAGUUGUUGUUCACUGAGCCACGCUUCAAUGGUCUCUCAUACUAUCCCUGCCCUCUCUCCUCGUCGCCGUCUAGAGCCACAGAUGCUGAAUCCACACUCUUCGUUCCUGAGCAAGAUAGCUCACCGUUAGCGAAGAAAUCAAGGCCCUGCAAAAAACACGUAACCUUUCUCGACGAGGAAAUGUCUGAAGUAAACGAUGAGUAUACUGCGGCACCUACGAGCGAGUUCCCAGAAUUCAUAUACCAAGGUUCAGAUUACCAAGAAGAGGACUUUCCUACUAUUCCAACCCUACCGGAGAAAGAGGCCAAGGAAUUGAAUAUGAGGAUUGAGGACCUGGGAAGCAAGGAGAUUGAGGCGUUUCACAAGAUGAACGAGGAUCAUCAGGCAUUCUGGGAGAAGAAGAAGAAGAAUGCUCAGCUUGCUGGCGUACAGAAGGAGAACUGA
Messenger RNA from Pyrenophora tritici-repentis Pt-1C-BFP, 1077 nucleotides. RefSeq lists its product as uncharacterized. Lineage: Eukaryota; Fungi; Ascomycota; Dothideomycetes; Pleosporales; Pleosporaceae. The record is from RefSeq and is a predicted model, not a curated record.